CUGGGUUUCCUAUGGGCUGCUCGGGCUAGGGUCAGUCGCUAGUCUCUCACUCUCAGCAGCUGCUGUUUAUAUCCUGUCGGGGCUCCGCGAGUGCCAUGGCCGAACUGUGCCCGCUGUCCGAGGAGCUGUCGUGCUGCAUCUGCCAGGAGCUCUUCAAGGACCCGGUUACCAUCCCAUGCGGCCACAGCUUCUGCAUGUCGUGCCUGGACAGGACCUGGGUCUUCCAGGGCGAGCCCUACUGGUGUCCCCAGUGCCGCACCUCCUAUACUGCGCGCCCGCUGCUGCACAAGAGCACGGUGCUGUGCGCUGUGGUGGAGCAGUUAGUGCAGACCAGUCAGGUGCAGGCCGAACAGGAGCAGGCACAGGCGACGGCCUGUGACAGGAAGCCAGCUGGCUGCUCCGAGGACAAGGACUGGCUGCCCUGCAAUCAGUGCCCCAGGGAGCAGGCUGUGAUGACCUGCCUGGAGUGCAGGGCCUCCUUCUGCCUGGUGCACCUGCAGCCGCACCUCAGCGACCCGGCCUUCCGGGACCACCCUCUGCAGACCCAUAUCCCUGAUCUGCAGCUCCACAAAUGCCCCCAGCACUACCGUCUGCAGGAGUUCUUUUGCCCUGAGCACAGCAAGUGCAUUUGCCAGAGCUGCCUGGUGGAACACAAGGUCUGCUCACCCAUAACCCUGAGCCAGGCCAGCACUGACCUGGAGAACAAGCUGAGGCAGAAGCUCAGCAUCAUGGACAGUGAAAUCAGCAGGGCAUGCCUUGCACUGGAGGACAUGCAAGCCAGGAAGCAAAGAGUGCAGGAUGCUGCAGGACAGAAGAUUGAGGAGAUGAAACAGGAAUACCGGGAAAUGAAGGUGCUCAUUGACUCCUCUGAGGCCAGCACUAUUCACAAGAUAAAGGAAGAGGAGAAGAGGAUGAGAAGUGAGUUCGACAGUGCUUAUCAGAUUCUGCUCAAGAAGAGGAAUGAGAUCCAGACCCUAAAGGAUGAGGUCGAGCUCAACCUGGCUGAGAAGGACAAGUUCGAGUUUGUGGAGAAAGCAUCCAAACUGCAAGAAAUCUCCAUGAAGCCAGUCUAUGUCCCUAGGGUGGGGGACGAGCUGAUGAAGGACAUCUGCCAGGGCACCGUGGACCUCAAGAAUAAGCUGAGCCGGGCUGUGCAGCAGCUCCAGGACAAGAAGUUCCCACAUCCUUUUACCAGCGUCACCCUGGGAGCAUCUAGAACUGCGAGGGCUGUGGCAGUGAAUGUCAUUAAUGAAGCCAUAUGUGAUAGUGAUAUGUUUCUGACAAUAUCUGAUUGUUGAGAACUUUCUUUCUGAAAAGAAAACAAGCCCAAGGAAAUUCAAAUGUUUGCAUUUUUAUUUCUUUUGGCUUUUGAGACUUCUCCAAACCUAAAACUAAAAACUGGCACCAAACCCGGCCUGGUGGCACCCGCUUAAAAUCCUGGGGUUCAGGGAAGCUGAGGCAGGAAGAUCAAAAGGAAUUUCUGCCCAUGUGAAGCACUGCCAACCUCAGCAUGGUGCCUGCCCACCAUGGUACUGGACAGCAGCUCCCUCCAACACUGACCUCAGGGUUCUUCCAAACUAGAAAACUGAACUCCUCACUUUUUUCAUGCAUGCUGAUACUCCCACAAUCCUCUGUGAAAACCACGGGCUGCCUGCCCCUUCAAACUCCACUGCCUGUCGAACUGAAUAAAAGCUUUCAGCUUCGUGUCUGCGCCCUUGGGAUCGUGCAGUCUCCCGCAGCUGUCCCUUGUCCACAAUAAAGGCCUUUCUCUUUUGUGCA
Molecule: messenger RNA, 1779 nt
Organism: Cavia porcellus (domestic guinea pig)
Lineage: Eukaryota; Metazoa; Chordata; Mammalia; Rodentia; Caviidae
Product: E3 ubiquitin/ISG15 ligase TRIM25-like
Exons: 5
Coding region: 96-1298 (400 amino acids)
Source: RefSeq, a predicted model, not a curated record